UUGGUACUUUUCAUUCGUCAUGAAAGCGAGCUACUGUUGUUUUACCGCCUGCUGGAAGUGGUUUUGCUAGCCAUAAAAGUGUGCCUGGUGUGUCUCGAAGGGUCGGACUGUGAAAAAGAGGCGAGUUGUGACGAAUGCUCUGGGGUGGCAUGCACUCGUAUUACAUCCUUCAACUUGGAGGACAAUCGAGAAGUGGCGCUUACUUGUAUACCAUACGAUACCAGGUCUGCGCUUAAAGGGCUUUAUAACACCACUAACAGCUUCUUCAGUUUCAUUCUUGAGGAAAAUCGAAGCGGCGCCACGAUUCUCAAGAAACUACUGGAGCAUGCAUUUAGUUCAUUUAUUGUGUUUGUUAGAACUACCUCUAACCGUAAUUAA
Messenger RNA from Angiostrongylus costaricensis, 378 nucleotides. The record is from the annotation of a GenBank genome assembly. NCBI's taxonomy places the organism in Eukaryota, Metazoa, Nematoda, Chromadorea, Rhabditida, Metastrongylidae.